Physcomitrium patens is the source of this 1534-nucleotide messenger RNA. Its product is annotated as ER lumen protein-retaining receptor. The record is from RefSeq and is a predicted model, not a curated record. NCBI's taxonomy places the organism in Eukaryota, Viridiplantae, Streptophyta, Bryopsida, Funariales, Funariaceae. Gene Ontology annotation, biological process: protein retention in ER lumen. Gene Ontology annotation, molecular function: ER lumen protein retrieval receptor activity. Gene Ontology annotation, cellular component: membrane.
CAAGGUCAGUGGCGACUGCGGUGCGGCGAGACCAAAUCCUGAUAUGCUGUACACGCAUUGACCGGGACGCUGAAUCCUCGCCAUCGAAGAGAAGCGUGGAUACCUGGCGGCAUUGUCUUUGCCCUUCAUCUAGAUUCUAGGUUCAGGACCCGCGAAGAUUUGAAAGUCACGGCAAUCGUCAACUCCUCCCACAAUCAGGCUGCAUCGACAGUCAUUUUUUCCAACUGGAACCCUGCUCGAUCGAUCGCAGUGUAUAUUGUUAGAAUUUUGUUUCAGAGUGCGCGGAAUUUUGGGGGAAUCGGACACGGUGGAAUCGCGCUCUCGCGCAAACCCUAGUACGAGGGCAGAGCUUAGUGUGAUUCAUAGCAAUGGGGGUAGGGAAGAGAGCACGGAACCCUGUGCAGACCGCGGUAUGGUGGGUAAAGAAGCAGCCUCCGAAAGUGAAAGCCGCUCUGGGAGUAUUGAUAGGCAUUAUGACGCUCAUUUUUUUGCGAUUUGUUAUUCGCGAUCACGACAAUCUUUUCUUGGCUGCUGAAUUUGUUCAUGCUGUCGGCAUUGGUUGUCUUAUUUAUAAGCUUAUGAAGGAGAACUCUUGUUCUGGUCUAUCACUCAAGUCUCAGGAGCUUACUGCCAUAUUUUUGAUGGUGCGGCUCUAUUGUAGCCUGGUGAUGGAGUUCGAUAUUCAUACUCUUCUGGAUUUCCUCACAUUCCUCACUACUGCGUGGGUGAUUUAUAUGAUGCGGUUUAAGCUUAAGGCUACUUCCUCGGAGGACCUCGACAAUCUUCCCACAUACUAUGUGCUGGGUCCAUGUGCAGUAAUGGCCAUUUUGAUACAUCCAGGCACAUCUCACCAUAUUAUCAAUCGUGUAUUGUGGGCAUUCUGUGUUUACUUGGAAGCAGUGUCUGUCAUGCCGCAGCUUCGUGUUAUGCAGAACACCAGGGUUGUUGAGCCUUUCACAGCCCACUACGUCUUUGCUCUAGGUAUUGCCCGAUUUCUGAGUUGUGCUCACUGGAUUCUUCAGGUGCUGGACGGCCGCAGCUUCCUGCUUAAUGUACUGGGCUAUGGCCUAUGGCCCGGAAUGGUUCUUCUCUCGGAGAUUGUGCAAACAACUAUAUUGGCAGAUUUUUGCUAUUACUAUGCAAAAAGUGUAAUGGACGGCCAGAUGAUGGUGCGGCUUCCUUCUGGUGUAGUGUAGGUCUGUUGUGACAAGGCCACUUAAAUGUAUAAGUAAAAUCAGAGCCCCAGGGUACAAAUGAUGGUUUAACUUUCUCUUUUGUACCAGGUUUUCAUUCUAGUUUAAGCCCUCUUCUACGGUUAUGGUUUCAGGGCCCAUACAAGCUCUUACGGUUUCAGUUAUCUGAUCUGUGAGGAUUGUAUAAUGGAGGUGCUCAUCUUCGUGUGCCGACUCCUUCAGUUGGCUGUACAGCAGUUGUCAGUUGCAUCAAACAGAAUUGAGAAGAUUAUUGUCAUUCUGUUUGUGUCCAAGGAUCUGCGUGAUGUGUUGUGCAAUUGAACUUAGGUACCUUUUGGUGA